Molecule: messenger RNA, 734 nt
Organism: Pseudomyrmex gracilis
Lineage: Eukaryota; Metazoa; Arthropoda; Insecta; Hymenoptera; Formicidae
Exons: 5
Coding region: 111-701 (196 amino acids)
Source: RefSeq, a predicted model, not a curated record
GGGCAUUGGAUCAUUUCUUUAUCAAUCAGCACACACAACAAGAAACGAUUGUUUACUCGAAAACUUUAAAGUAACACAUAUGAUCCGAGUGAAUAUUAGCGCUUCGUACGAUGGAUAUGUCAGACUAUCGACAGCUUUCUUUUCUCGUUGGAUGUUUAAACUGGCUGAUCCUCGCUACGGAUUCGAUGAUCGUUCACGAGAAUACGGAAGGUGACGUCGAGCCUAAAAUCUUGUCGCGACCUAAGAGGUACUUGAUUUUUCCGCAGGGUAGUAAUUUACAGUUAGUGUAUUGUCUGACUAUCGGAGCGUAUGGCCGAGACGGUGAUUUGGUGGUGGGACUGACAGCUGCCUUAGCCUGGGAACUACCGAGUAAGGUCGACUCAAAGAUAUCGAAUUUACUUCACCGUAGAAGCCGAAGCGUCGUAUAUCCGAAAAUGGAGGCUUUCUUGCAAUCCAUUGGUCUGGAUGGCAGAUUCUGCGUGAUGAGGGCACUUUGCGAGGCGGGACAGCGAGAUCCCGCUCAAGUGGGCACAGGAUCCUUCGUUCAAGAACUGCUCCAUGCAAUUUUCACAUUGCCCAAGGACAACGGCAGAUUCGAGCGAUCGGAGGACCGAGCUUACGAUAGCGCGUACAAAACGGGCGGAAAUUGCGGCCAGCUGUAUCCCACGUGCCGUUACUCUAUUUACGACAUGGACUUUUGAAACUGCGGCGAAAGCAUCGACCGAUCCCCUCAU